Pungitius pungitius (ninespine stickleback) is the source of this 2368-nucleotide messenger RNA. It is a transcript of the gene chchd3a, whose product is annotated as coiled-coil-helix-coiled-coil-helix domain containing 3a. Lineage: Eukaryota; Metazoa; Chordata; Actinopteri; Perciformes; Gasterosteidae. Gene Ontology annotation, biological process: inner mitochondrial membrane organization. Gene Ontology annotation, cellular component: mitochondrion; MICOS complex. The transcript has 9 exons. The coding region runs from base 189 to 1787 and encodes 532 amino acids. The record is from RefSeq and is a predicted model, not a curated record.
UCACACGUUCUUGACCGACGUCAUGCUAAGGAAGUGCGCUCUCGCCCAAGCAGCAGAAGCAGCGGCGUGUGUGUGUGUUGUGGGCCCUGGCCAGCUAGCUAUACCUGCCUCUAACGCAGUUUAGUUUCACCCCAGUGUCAAGUCUUCCACGUUACAUGUACGCUAGAUAACCGACCCGUUGACAGAUAAUGGGAGCGAACAGCAGUACUCGCCGUGUCUCGUUCGAGUCCGACGAGCAUGAGAACAUAUCGGUGGUGAAGGGCAUUCGGCUUUCAGAGAAUGUCAUCAACCGCAUGAGGGAACCCGAUGCUCCUCCUAAGAACCAACGUGCCCCCUCUCCUCCACCAUCCAUGGCACCUACACUCCUCCCUUCUCCUCUCCUGCGGCCAGUUCCUCCCCUCUUUGAUCCGAUCACCUCCUUGCCACCUCCUCCUUCUCUAGUAGAACCUGUUUCACCUUCAGCUCCUCCUCCACCAACUCCAUCUGCCGCAGAGACUGUGGCAGCUCCUUCACCACCUCCUCCUCAACCUCCUAAGGAACAGGUAGCAGCACCCAUCAUUGCUGACGUGGUGCUUCCGUCCUCAUCACCACCGGCUACUGCUGUCAUUGAUUAUGAGCCUGUGGUGGCACCUCCUCCCCUUGCUCCUGCUGCGGUUGAGCCAGUAAUUUUGCCAACAUCUGUCCCUCCUUCUGCUCCCAUUGCUCCCCCGGUUGUUGCUCAAUGCCCUGCUCCAGCUGCGGUGGAAGCGAUCGCCCCGCUUGCUGCCCCUCCCCUUGUAAUUGAACCCUCUCCUCUUCCCCUAAAUCAAUCUGUUGCUUGUUCUCCUCCAGUAAUUGAACCCAAUGCUCCUUCAUCUGUGGCUAAACCCAUACCACCUCCUCUUCCUGUCAAGGUGACACCCAUCGUUGCUCCCCUUCUCCCCGAAGCGGAACCCCUCUCUUCCCCUCCUGUCUCUAAAUCUGUUGCCAUCCUGUCCCCACCGCUGCAUCCUUCAGGGGACGCUUUGUCCCCGCAACCUGCCGAGCCAUUUUCUGCACCUCCUCUGCCCGAGUAUACCGCACCUAGUGACCCAGUUGCACCUCCUCCUCAGCCCCCAGUGGACCCAGUACCCCUUGCUCCUGCCCCUGAGCCAGUGGUAGGGCCUGAGUCGAAUGGGGUUCCACCACCUGCUGCAGCAGCCGUCGAUGAAGAGGCCCUGAGGAAGAAGAUCAGCGAUGAGCUGUAUAAGACCCUGGAGCAGGAUAGGGUGAAGGCAGAGCAGGAGCUGCAAGCCUGGAUCACGGCGGAGAAGGCGCGCGUGGCCGCCCAGGCCGAGGAGGACGCCCGGGCCCAGGUGCCGGGCGAGGUGUCCAGGCUCCUGUCCGCGGAGCGGGCCGCUGCCCAGGAGAGCGUCCAGCAAGCUGUGAUGAGGGAGAGGAUCUCCACGGAGGACGAGAAACGCCGCGCUCAGCUCUUCGCUAAGCAGCUGGCGGCCAGAGAAGCAGACCUAAACAAGCAGGAUGCUUUCUACAGAGAGCAGGUGGCUCGGCUGGAGGAGAGGAGUGCUCAGUUCUACAAGGUCACCACGGAGAACUAUCACAACGCCGCCGACCAAGUGAAUGCCAAGUUCAAGCGUUAUGAGGCGUAUCCUGUGUGUGCAGACGUGCAGAGCCAGAUCCUCGCAUGCUACAAGGAGAACGUUGGAAAGACCCUCAACUGCUCCAACAUCGCGGCCCUCUACCUGCAGUGUGUCAACAACGCCAAACAGAAUGACAAGAGUGUGCAUGCACCCCCCAUGGACAGAUGACGUAGCAAGUUGAGGACCGGGGGUUAAAGAAGCGAGAUGGGAAGAAAGAGAGUUUAUUGUGUGGGAUUACUUGUUAUCGACCGACUGAUGGACAGACCGAAACCCCAGAAGUGGAGGAAGCGAGGCGUGAGUCAGCACCCAGCACCCCUCAGAACCGGACCGGACCACGGGCACCGAGCACAGCACCCUGAUAGAGAAACGGACACCCCACUCUUACCUUCUGUCUACUCCUGAGUGUGUGUGUGUGUGAGGAGGCGGGACACAGUCGAGCGGGGACUGACGGGAACCUGCAGGCCACGGCUUGGCCAAUGAACCCGGAGGAAAAGCACAAGAGAGAAGCCACUCGGACCCAUCCUCAUCUCCAGCCUCAGCCCUGCUGGGAUUAUCCAGUCAGCCCCUUUCGUUUCGUAGUCCGUGAUUCCAUGUUUCCCUGUGCACAAACACACAUGUAUCCGUCUGUUUCGUCUCUGCAUCCGUCAUCUGUGUGAGUUUGAGUAGUGUGUGAAUAAUGUAGCGACCCCGAGUAUUCAUCGGCACCAACACUUGUCUGAUCAGAGGAAAAAUAAAAAGACAAAACCAUG